AUGCCUACAGAGUUAUUUUCACAGACUACAAGCAGCGAGGCGUUUAGGCGCUACGAAGUGGACCCUCGCAAGGCCCUUGCCUAUCUCCGAUACCUGUUCGCGCAACGGAUACCCAAACAUAUUGGACCGAAUGCAACGCGAUGUGUCCGUCUGGAUCGGGAAACUAUUGAAUCAAAUCGAGUUCCCAUCGAGGGAGCUACGGAAACCGUUAACCUUGCCCGUUAUGUGGACGCGGAGGAGGCUGCUGGACGAGUGUCUCUACUAUCAGUCGGCCGGCGCACAAUAUACACUCCUUAUUCCUACAGCAAAAUUGAGCAUGGCUAUGCUGCCCUGAAUACCCUUCAAAAACUACAGCAAGCACGGUCAACAGAGCCCAACACCUCACAAUUAAUGGGAACCUACAAAGCCAUCGCGGACUCUAUGAAGGGGUAUAACAGAAGUCUUGUGGGAGGUAUCCUUCGCGUCGAGCAUGUUGAGAAGGAUGAAAACGGGGAACUGAUCUGUUCAGGCCGGGAUGUUUCAACAAACAGCAACGCCACCAACUACUACACUGUCGCAGAGCAUAUCCGAUGCUUGCUCUAUGCAUGGCGGCAACCUGUCAACGGUCGCAGUAUCAUGAUUCGGGAGCACUUUGUACUGGUGGUACGACAUAGUAUGCUGUUGAGGGACGAGAAUGUGCGUUUUCUGGAUAUUUCCGACUGCUCGAUGGACACCUUUGUAAAGCAACCUGGAGGAACUUAG
Linnemannia hyalina is the source of this 741-nucleotide messenger RNA. The record is from the annotation of a GenBank genome assembly. NCBI's taxonomy places the organism in Eukaryota, Fungi, Mortierellomycota, Mortierellomycetes, Mortierellales, Mortierellaceae.